CAGCUACAGGCGUUUCCGCUUUCUUCCAGCCCACUUCCGGGUCUCCGCCACUUCUAAUUGUUUGGGCGCGAGUUUUUCUAAAGGCUGGUCCCCGAAGAGUUCCAGAGGAAUUAUCCUGAAUGGUGGAAGCGCGUAACUAGCUCGGCGGGUCCACGUUGCAGGAGGGUGUACGCAUUUGCAGGAGAGAGAAUAAGACAGAGGAAAGUGAGAAUACAUCCUCCGGGGAUUGGCCACACUUCACUCCCUUCUGCACUCUCUUCUCAGGAUUUUGGGCAGGGCGUAAGCACACACCACUGAGACAGAGACGGCAAGCAAGAAAUCACCCGCCAGGGGAGAUGACCAUGCUGCCUUCCCUUCCCCUCCUGUCUCCUCUUGGAAUGCCUGAUAAUUAUUCUAUUUAGGUCAAGAUGCCUGGUAAAGCAAGUGCUUCCAAGAAAAAGUCUCAACAAUUGAAACGAAAUCCAAAAAAAAAAGCUGAUGAAGAAGAAGUGGGAUUUUCAGAGAAAGAGGUUAGAAACACAGCAAAACGAAAUAAAAAUCAUCUAAAGCGUUUAUCUUCGGAAGUGACAGGACAAACAGAGCAUCUAAGACAGAUAAAGAUAACAUCCAAGAAGAGAAAAACAUGGCAUUCUCUAUCAAAGAGCACCAGAGAGCAUUUGCUAGCUAUUAUUGAAUCAGCAGUAAUAGCAGUUUUGAGUAACAGUAUUAGAGAAAAAGAACAAAUUCAGUAUCAUCUCAACUUCCUGAAAAAAAGAUUGCUGCAACGGUGUGAAACCCUGAAAGUCCCUCCAAAAAAGCUGAAAGAUUUAACUACUGUGUCAAGUCUACUGAAAAUGGAAACAGUACAGAACAGAACUAAUGAAGAAGGUCUGGCAUUACUGCAGGAAGAAACAGAUAAAAUAGUAGAGACCGUGGAGUCAGUAACUGGAAAUAUUCAGAGACUAAAGAACAAAAUUCAAAUUCUGACAAGUGAAGUGGAAGAAGAGGAGGAGAAGGUAAAACAGAUGUUUCAUAUGGAUAGUAGUAGAGUACUGUCUCUUCCAGAACUUCCUCAGAACAGUCUCAAAGCACCCACACUUCAGGAAGAAAUUUUGACACUAAUUCCAAACCAUAACGCUCUUCUAAAAGACUUGGAUGUUCUUCAUAAUUCAUCACAGAUGAAGAACUUACUAACAUUCAUCGAAGAAGCCUAUAAGAAAUUGGAUGCCUCUUAAAUAGUUUUUACAUGUGUCCUAUUAAUUUAGUGUUUAUGAAUUUGUAACACUGUUAACCUCUGAUGAUAAAAUAGAGGCUGAGACUUCUGCAAAAUGUAUUAUCCCCCAUAGUGCACUUUACCGUAGGUCUAUUAUUAAUGUAGUCCUAAAAACUGUUUUUAGCAGUUGCCACAUCUAUGAAAUCAACAUUUAUAUUGCUCUACCUGCCAUUAUUUGCCUAAAACCACAAAAUAAGAGUAGUUAUGAUCUAAUAGUUUAUAAUGAAAGAAAGGAGCUCAUUUAUUAGUUAACACAGAGGAGUUAUAAAGUAUUUAUGUAUUGUGCCUAGUGCCUAAAAACAUGUCUUUGCUCUUAUUCAUUCUUGAGUUGCUGGAUGUACCUUCUGUCUAGUCAUUUGUCUGGAACUUGAGAACUCCGCAAAUGCCUUCACUCUUUCACCUAACUCCCUAGUCUCUUUAUGAAAUGGUUAAGAUUUGUCAGGUAUGCUUAAGUUUAGAUAUAACAUCAACAUUUUGUUUCUUUGGUUGGUGGUGAAUAGAUGUUGAAUAUUUAUUUUUCACUGUCAUCAAAGUGUAUUUUUACUUCAGAAAAUUAUUUGAAAAGGAAACUAAGUACAUUUAUUGUGUUAAAACAAAAACUAAUCAAAAAAUCCUUCUUUAUAAACUUCUCUUCAUAAUAGUUUUACAUGUGAAUAAAUUGUCAUUAAAUGUAUCAAAAAUCAUAUCUAACCAACUGCAGAAUAUUGUAUUGUUCCUUUUAUCUGUUUGUAAUACAAUCACUGCAAUUUAAUUAUUUUACAUCUAACCUAGAAUUUUUUGCUAAUUAAUUUAGACGAUUCUACAGUUCUACUGAUAGCCUACAGACAGAGAUAGCCAGGAACACACUGUUAAACAAUCAGGUUCAAAGCUUUUCAGACUGAAGGAAAUCACACACCAUGAGGACUCUGGAGCAGCUCAGUACAGGAUAAAAAGCAAUAUCUGCUUAGGAAAUAAUAGUUAAGGAGGACCGUUCAUGGAUUUUAGAGGGAAAUAUUGUCUUCCAAGAAGGAAACCUGGGAAAGCAACUAAAAGUAAAAGAUACUGCAAAAUGUUUAAAAACUCUUCACUUUGAACUUUAAAGCUUGGGACCAGCAGCUGGCAUGGUUGUUAAGGCACCAGACACUCUCACAU
Messenger RNA from Tupaia belangeri chinensis (Chinese tree shrew), 2383 nucleotides. It is a transcript of the gene CENPQ, whose product is annotated as centromere protein Q. The record is from RefSeq and is a predicted model, not a curated record. Bases 408 to 1214 code for a protein of 268 amino acids. Gene Ontology annotation, cellular component: nucleus. NCBI's taxonomy places the organism in Eukaryota, Metazoa, Chordata, Mammalia, Scandentia, Tupaiidae. The transcript has 11 exons.